AGUCAGUGUGUUUCAAUUGCAACAGCUGCAUCGGUGAUGUCGUACCGGAAGAGCUCCGAGUAUGGCGUCCUCUUGACUACGCUCUCGCAAAACAAGCAGGCUCCAAAGUGGUCAAUGGGAGGACGCAGCCCAACUGGACGCCGGCCAAGCACGCCGGGGCCAGGGGCAUACAGCAACCAAAGUGGGAAGAGGACGCCUUCGUAUGGCUUCGGGAGUUCUGGCCGCGAUGGACCUGCUCGCAGUAGUAGUGUUGUUGCUUCGCCGGGGCCUGGUGCCUACGGCACUCAGGCUGGCCGGCCCCGCUCGGCGGGGCCCGCCUUUGGGCACGCGCGGCGCGGGUGGGGACGCCGAGAUCUCCAGGGCCCUGGUGCCUAUGUGCCAAACUACAAAGCCACAAGGUUUGAGCCACCGCGACAUACCUGCACUCCACGGAGGGAGGGAGUAAGACCUGGUGGAGGACCUGUAUUGGGGACUCCGGGCCCUGGCACCUACGGUGGCUACAGUGGCUACGGUGGAGAGUGCGACAGCCCUGUCUCAAAGGCAGCCCCACGCUGGGGGUUUGGCAGCAGCAAUCGCGGCGUCCACACUUGUGGCCAAAGCCCUGGACCCGGUCAAUAUGACCUGCGUUCACUGCUGCCAGGCCCCAAAUUUUCAAUUCGAUGCCGAAACGACGUCUUUGAGUCUGGCAGCAUGAUCGUCCCCAGUCCUGGACCUGGGUCCUUUGGCGGCUUGUACACCCAAUUUGGCUAUUGAUCGCCCAGGACCCAAAAGCACAUGCACAGCGGAGUGACAGCCGAAGAGAGCUGGCGACAGGAAGACGGGGACCAAUUAAGGUUCAGAC
Durusdinium trenchii is the source of this 841-nucleotide messenger RNA. The record is from the annotation of a GenBank genome assembly. Lineage: Eukaryota; Dinophyceae; Suessiales; Symbiodiniaceae.